Labrus bergylta (ballan wrasse) is the source of this 2903-nucleotide messenger RNA. Its product is annotated as phospholipid scramblase 2. Lineage: Eukaryota; Metazoa; Chordata; Actinopteri; Labriformes; Labridae. Gene Ontology annotation, cellular component: plasma membrane. Gene Ontology annotation, molecular function: phospholipid scramblase activity. The record is from RefSeq and is a predicted model, not a curated record. Gene Ontology annotation, biological process: plasma membrane phospholipid scrambling.
GUUCCGGAGUGGCCUGGUAUUAUUGUAAGUAGCAGGUGAAAUAUCUGGUUUCCUUUUGGGUUUAGCAACCAUGAAUAUGUAUGCUGUGGCCAACCCUGAGAUACCAGGCUGCCCACCGGGGUUAGAGUACCUCACCCAGGUGGAUCAGCUCCUGAUCAAACAGAAGGUCGAGCUGGUUGAAGCCCUCGUUGGUUUCGAGAGCAACAACAAAUAUGAAGUGCGCAACAGCAUGGGCCAAAACGUUUUCUACGCCGUGGAGGAGAACGACUGUCUGAGCCGACAGUGCUGCGGCCCCAUGCGCUCGUUCACCAUCCAUGUGCUCGAUAACUUCGGACAAGAGGUCAUCACCGUCACCAGGCCGCUGAAGUGCAUGUCCUGCUUCUUCCCGUGUUGUCUACAAGAGCUGGAGAUCCAGGCCCCCCCAGGUAACACAGUGGGGUACGUUAUACAGCAGUGGCACCCGUUCUCACCCAAGUUCAUCAUAGCCAACGAACACAGAGAGCCUGUGCUGAGGAUCCACGGGCCCUUCUGUGGAUGGAGCUGCCUUCCAGAUGUCGACUUUGAGAUUUUGACGCUGGAUGAAGUCAGUAAAAUCGGGAAAAUCAGCAAGCAGUGGACGGGACUUCUUCGGGAAGCGUUCACGGACACAGACAACUUUGGGAUCCAGUUCCCCAUGGACCUGGACGUGAGGAUGAAGGCUGUGAUGAUCGGUGCAUGUUUUCUAAUUGAUUUCAUGUUCUUCGAGACGACUAACUAGGAGCCAAACAGGAUAUCCAUGUGAGUGUACAGUUCAACCGUCCAGGGAGAACAAGGCCACAAAGCCAUAAUGAUCGGUCCCAAACGCCCGGACACAGAAACAACCUUCAGACGGAUAGUUUCAAGAAAGUCAAUGUUAUAAUUUGUUGCAUGAACAAAGAAAAAAGACUUAGCUGCUCAGGUUGGUUGUUUUUUGUUUUUUUUGACAAGCUACGGGGCUGUGAGACGCACGGUGCAGUGAUUGUGAGGACAUUUUUAUUUGUGUUUACAUGACGAGCUCAUCGGGGGAAAGAGACUUGUGGAAACGAGAAAACUUGAAUAGCAGCCUGACGUCAUUAUACAAGAAAUUACAAGGGAACACCAUUGCAGGCAAGUGCUGUUAAACAGUAUAAUAAGUAGAGAUUGGUGUCAUUAGUGUGACACACUUUGUGUUAUUUUGUCCUAUUUACAGUCAAGCUGGUUUUUAAUAUAGAAUGUGUAGCUAUAUUUUGCAAGAACUUAAGGACUCAUGUAUUGUAGUAGUUUGCAGCAGAUAUUCACUGCUCUUAUUUAUUGAUUUAUACUUCGCUCUGUUUGACUGUUUAGUCGAUACGGAGCAAUGUGUGUGCGCACUGCUUAGUGAGUGCUCGUGUGUCCGCGUGCUGUAAGUGUGAUUUUACUAACACAUGAACUCUCAUAGGGUGCACUAAUGUUUCUAAUGCGAUGAAUAAUAAUGCACUGCAGACUCUGUAGUGUUUUUGUUUUUAUGUAAGGGGAACUGAUGGGUUGAUGUGCAAUCCCAGUCUUGUCCACAAGAGGGAGCUAGAUUUGCAUUUGAGACUAACCCAUAACCAACCCAUAUGGAUGAGAACAUUGGCUGUUCAUGCCAUAGGGGAUUUUCUUUAAAUAUUCCUCUCUGAUGAUGUUGUGUAUUAUUGGAUAAACUCAGGUUGAUGCAUGCUGUUGUAUUGGAUUGUUUGCUAAUGCUGGCUCUGGGAAUGACACCUGAUGCUACUAAUAAGAAAAGAUAGGAUCAUAUUUUAGAAAAGGGUUUGCACAUCAUAUUGUAGAAAUAUGUAUAUUCCACCUUGUAUUAACUGGCAAAUUAAGAUUUUAAAUCAUAUUUUCUCCGUGCAACAAUCCUGAUUGUAAAACUCUAAAUGUGUUCUGAGGAUCUGUUCAUUAGGAGUGGAGGUAAAUACUGAUGCAAAGAUAUGAUCUGUGCUUUUGUACCAUCAUGAUAAAAAACUGAUUUGUCUCCAAAUGUUUGACUAUGUAGUUCUAGAAAACAAACUGGGGGGGAGUCAGCUCAAUAUUUAUUUAUUUAUUUUAAAAUCUUAAAAGCUUAGAGGCUUUUAUUUUUGUAAAAAGUCGUAUAAACUGCCAAUUGGAAAAAGCCAAAGUUUCCAAUGUUCUCUUUGUCAACCAUUCUUUAUUCUGCCUUUAAUAGACCAACCGUGUUCAUAGACCUAAGUGUGUGUGCAUACACAUGAAUGAAGAGCAUUUAUUUACCCUGCUUCUGCACGGAUCGACUUUUAAGAAACACAAGAUGAUUGCAACAUUUACAUUAAAAACUUUAAACAAACAUCUGCACACUGAAAACUAUGAGCGCCAUGUUGCACAACACAGCCUGAGUAGAGGAAGUCAACAUAAGUCCCACCUCUGGCAGGGCAAAUAGCCAAUCAUAGUCAAGGAUUUUGGGGUGGCCAAUAAGAUUUCAAAGGGGGCCCCAUGCCACCACUGGUUGCCCCGCUAGACACGGCCCUGGACCUAAGAGGAUUGAUCUCGCCCCUUUACGUGUUCAAUUAAAUACACAUUGCUGUACUUAAGAUGGGUGUUUUUCUGAAGUUGUUGAGAAAACUAUUUUAAUAACUCUUUGGAUGAAUGCAUUGAUGGUUAAAGAUGCUGGUGCUACAUGCUCUGAAGGUCGUUUGAUUGUGUGUAAAUGCCAAAAAACUGAAGUCAGAAUGUGUUACAACAGGUUUUUAGCUAUUCACAGCCAGUUUUAGAGAUUAAAAAAACAGCUCCAAAUACUUAUUCUUCUACUUUUGCACUUAAACUGUGAACUAAUACAUCAUUUAGUCAUGCAGUAAAUAUUCAACUCUGUGAGCUUAGCUUUAAUUGUGCUAACAGUCGAUAGAAACACUUCAAUAAAAACACUAUGUUGA